Molecule: messenger RNA, 2014 nt
Organism: Triticum urartu
Lineage: Eukaryota; Viridiplantae; Streptophyta; Magnoliopsida; Poales; Poaceae
Biological process (GO): positive regulation of transcription by RNA polymerase II
Cellular component (GO): mediator complex
Molecular function (GO): transcription coregulator activity
Source: RefSeq, a predicted model, not a curated record
CCCUUCCGGCAGAGCAAGAGGGCACAUGGAGGAAUUUGCUGUGAAGAUUGAGCAGUCUCGCUAGCAGAAGGAGCCUGUGGGGGACAAGACACAUGAGGGAUUGAGUCUUCAUAGUAGUUCCAAACCAGCCUGACCUAGGCCAUAUCAUUAUUGUUGUAGAAUUUAUGAAGAUAUUCCAUGAGGAGUGCCUUAUUGAACUGUGAGGUUGGUGAUGCCAAGUCCACCAUCCAUUUUUGGCUUGCAAACUUUCUCCCAAGCAACAAGAGCCUUGAUUCUGUUAGAGAGAUCAGAUUUGCCCCACAAGCAAAUACGCCGGGCUCUAUCAACGUUGUUUCAGAACAAUGAUCUCUUGAUGGAAGAACUCGAAGCUCUGAGCAUUAGCAAUGUAGUCAUGGACAGUUGUCUUCAGCAGGCGGCUUCCGGCCUACUGAUGGAUAUCCCGCACGAUGAUACCUUAACGAUCUCUUAAGCAGCAGGAUUGGACAUGGAAGUACAGUUUUACUCAUGAUGUUAGGAAUGUUUUACACAUGCGAAAUUCAUCGAGUGGGUGAUAGAUCUCCUCGAUAAUCUACACAAGGAUAGAUCAGGAAGUCUCGAGAAAGCUAGAGCAACAAAGGGUGGGUAUCAAAUUUGUAGUAGGCUAAUGAUGAUGCACACAAACAAAGAAAAAAUCUACGCAGACAGUGCUGGCAAUCCUCAAAGUACCGGAAGCCAAAGAUGCUAAUAUAAAAGUACAUUGAAGUCUUAAAAUGCCUGAAGGAGGAUAUUUCUUCUGUGUCAGAACAGUAUAGUUUGGGAAAGUGAUCAAGUGGUUCUUCUCACACAUGCCCUUGCUGUUUAAGAUGGCGAGGCAGUCACAGUGAUCGGGAAAAGCCAAGAUAAUCGACAAAAGUCAAGUGAUCACAUUAUCAUAGCCUGAAGGCCAAGAUAAUUGGCGGUCACAGUGCCAUUUGUGAUUGGAUCAACCAUACAUAUGCUCAACCUCGUCUCAAGAACCGAAGGCUGAGAAUUGCAGAUUCUCACCGAUAUGUGGGUAGUGCGAGCGAAACUGACAACGGGGGAGCUGGUCCGUCUGGCAGUGGCAGAGUCCACGCAUGCAUUGGCCCGUAGAAUCUCGGCCGUCCACUCCACACCUACCCGAUUCUCCAGUAUCCCCCGUCCUUGCAGCAAGCCUCCGCACAAAACGGCCCGGACCUAUGGCCGCCGCCACCCGCUGACUGGUCUCGCCCCCGAAACCACCGCCGCCUCGCCUUCAACCUCCUCCUGCCGCCGAGCCCACGGACGCCUCCCCGCACCGGAAGGCGCCCCCGAGCCCCGGACCAACGGCAAGAGGUGUCGCCGCAGCCGCUGUCCAGUACGGCAUUAUAUAUCUUGCGGCUCACGAACCUCAAAGGAAACCGCGGGGGGCAUGGCCAUGGCCGUGGCGGAGGCGCGUCUCCGGCAGGACAAGGUGAAGAAGUUCGAAGAUUUCGUUGACCGGCGGCUCAAGCCUGACCUUGUGAACGCCAUAGCCCAGCGUGAUAACUUGUUCCAGCAGCAGAAGACUUUCUUGGAUUUGAAGAAGAACAUCGAAAACUUGGAAAAGAAUGGUGUAACGAGCAUGCGAUCCAUGGUCAAUCUUGGCUCAGAGGUGUACAUGCAGGCAGAAGUGCCGGACACGAGGCACAUUUUUGUGGAUAUCGGUCUAGGUUUUCAUGUGGAAUUUACUUGGCAAGAGGCUCUGCAGUUUAUAUCUGUACGAGAAGCAAGGUUGGCCAGACAGAUAGAUGAGUACACACACCUCAUUGCGAGCAUAAAAGCACAGAUCAAGAUGGUGUGUGAAGGUAUCCGUGAACUCCUGCAGUUAGCAGCGGAGUGAGCAUUAGGGUCCCAAUGCCAAGAAUGUAUGCCAAGAACGCAGCUCUCCCAAAUCCCAAUGUUUUUGUUUUAGGGUCCCAAAUCCCAAUGUUGAUCAGGAGGCAUUGUGUAAGUAUAGGUGAAAGAAGUGGCAAAAGAGAAUACUUUGCUUGAUCUA